AUGAGCACUCCGCAGCGGACGCCGCGGCAAUCAUUUCCCCGCACUAUCUCGCGGCAGGGCGCCACAACUCCAUUUAAGCAGCGGAGCUGGGAGAUUGGAGAUAUGGUGCAGCUGCAAGGCAGCGAGUUGGUGGGCGUGUUGCGGUAUUUGGGGCCAGUGCACGGCCGCGAGGGCCGCUUUGCAGGUCUCGAGCUUAUAGGGAGCAGCGCGGGCCGCGGCAAGAAUGACGGCACAAUUGAAGGUGUGCAGUACUUUGCAACCGUCCCAAAUAACGGCGUGUUUGGGCCUGCGUCGAAACUUGUUGCUGCUAGCGGCACGCGUCCAAACAGCGCAACUGCACGGCCCCCGUCGUCUUUAUCACGAAGCAUAAGCCGCACAGAGGAGCGGCCUGCUUCCGCCGCGCGGGGAUCGCUGCGACCGCGGUACAGCGGCGUGCCGUUACCGUCGCCAAGCGCCGCGACACCCACACGUUCAUUGCCGCGCCGCAGUAUCGGCGGCGCACCGCUAGGAACGCGCACGCUGAAUGGCCCGCCCCUGCCGCGCCUCUCGCAGGCUAGUGGCCAGUUUGCAAAGCCGCAGACUCCACUCACGUCGUCUGUUUCACGCGUGAUGCGCCGUCCAACAUCUGCAGCCGCACACGUCUGUCCUGCAAGCUCGCUGCGCACGUCCAUGUUGCCUCCUCGGGCCAACAACUUUCACUUUGACGAGGAGCCGAUGCCUCAGCAGCUCAAGAGCGCAGACGAGGAGCUGUCUGGGAAGCGGCGCACGUUGCUGGAGCAAAUGUCGCUCGAUGCUGGCGAGUCACAAACGGAGUAUACCAAGCUGCAUGUCGAGCUUACCACGGCGAAGAAAAAGAUUGCGUCGUUGGAGGACGAGCAUGCGAAAAACAUGGAACGCGAGUUGUUUGCCGUGCGUGAGGAGCACAGCGAGGCGCUUCGGUUGCAGGCCUCGGAAGCGGACGCAAGGAUCCAGGCGCUUGAGCUCGCAGUAAGGGAUGCACAAUCUGCUGUGCCUCACGCUGACGACUUGCAUGCAAAGAUGGAGCAAAUGAUCACAGAAUGGGCCCAAGAACGAGACGAGCUGCUGGGCAACAUUGAAGAGCUAAAAGGCGCGGGACAGGAGACGAUCAGUGUAUACGAACACCAGCUGGAACUCGCGGCGAAGGAGCAGCAAGGUUUGCGAACGCACCUUCAGCAACUCGAGGCACAGCUCACCGACCCCCAGAAUCAGAACAAGGACACGAGUUUAUCGGCUACUGAUAUCGAUAUGACAAGCUUGCGCGAGCAGGUCCAGCACCUCACAGUCAAGGCAGAGCGCCUGGAAGGGGAGCUGAACGAAGCGCGAUUUGCAGCAGAGAAUGACCGUGCUGCUCACACGUCUGCAAACCAGGAGCACGACACCGCGCUCAGAUCGCUGCAGGAGCAAGUCGAGAAAGCUAAGGCCGAGGCACAGGAGCAUGCAAAUGCGACGCUGAAUGCAACAGAUGAAAUUGCCAAACUGCACAAGGUGGUUGAGGAGUGCAAGAUGGCGCUCGAGCGCGAGCGUGCAGAAAUUGAAACUUUGCGGACUGUCCCGAGCGUAGACAAUUCCCAGGAAGAAAUCCACGCACUGCAAGCCAAUGUAGCGCGGCUCACCUUGGAGUUGGAGCAAAAGGCACCUGCGGAAUCCAACGAGAAUGCGCUUGCAAAGCUCCACGCGCUCGAGUCCAAGCACAAGGAGCAGACCGAAGCCCACGCCAAAGAGAUUGCCGAGCUCGAGGCACUUGUCGAGUCUCGCAUCUUCAGGGAAGAUGAACUGGAGACUGCGAUGGAGCAGCUCCGUAAAGAGCGCGACGUGGCAUUGGCCAAGGCGGCGAAGUGA
This is a messenger RNA of Malassezia vespertilionis, 1860 nucleotides long. RefSeq lists its product as uncharacterized. The transcript has a single exon. Bases 1 to 1860 code for a protein of 619 amino acids. The record is from RefSeq and is a predicted model, not a curated record. Lineage: Eukaryota; Fungi; Basidiomycota; Malasseziomycetes; Malasseziales; Malasseziaceae.